CGGGAUUUGAAUGUUGGAUCCCUGUUAUCCAUCCUGUCCAGCCUUGAAGAUAAAGUUACUUCGUUUAGUAUGUGCUGAGGGUGGAUUGCACCGGGUGAGCCCUGUCAUUUCCCCCGGGUCUGCUCUGGAGGAUACUCGAGCGUGAAUGAGCUGUUAUGUUGGUGCCGUGGAGCCUUCAGAUCAGAAGCUCGAUGGGAUUUGUUGUAGGUUUAAUAUUGAUGCUAUCAAAAAAAUCAACUGCCCUGGUGAAGUUGAUGUGCAAUGAGUUAAGAGCAUAUAUCAUUCAUGAACUAUACAUAUACUCUCUAUCGAGUCCUACAAUGGAACUUCGAUCAUAUCAACACUAUUCAUACUAUAGCGACUACACCCGGGAAAGAAUCAUCACUGAGUGUCCAAAACCAAUUCCUCCCAAUCAACCAGCUGUAAACCCCGAAGACAAGUGCCAUCCGAAUAAUUAUUCUCUGCACGCCUUCCACGAAGGUGGGACACAUUGAUAAAAAACAACAAAGAGAGAAAUAAAAACAAACAACGAACUCGAUGUCUAGCCCCCGGCCACGCCGGCUAAUUGUUAAACCAAUAUGAAUCUCUUCAGUCAUUUACGUUGAAAGAACGGUUUCAGCCCUGCUAUAUGGAUCAUAUGUUGUAUAACGUGCGCAUCUGGAAUUGUGUGUCAUUGCAUAGUAUCUGACUUAGGUAGGGUUGGGCUCUACGGGCAGGGAAUUUCUCAAGCGCACUAUCUACUUGCACGAUUGAGUAUAUUGACCUAAGUGGUUAGUAGCUUUCUGGUCGAGUGUUGGUAUAGGCUUGGGGCUGUCAUUUUGGCUGGAUUGGAUUGUCCUUAUCAUGAGAGAAGUAUGUCUAUCUGGGCUUUGUAUUUGUGUCUAGGGUAAACUUGUGUUGUUGCUAUGUAGAUUGUGUGUAGUAUGCGCUGGUUGUGGUUUAUAUGAUUGUAUCAUGUUGUGCUGUUGUGCAUUCGAAGGUAUGCUUUCUCUGUGAUAUGCCGUGUAUAGCUUGCAGAAGCAGGC
Molecule: messenger RNA, 1025 nt
Organism: Aspergillus candidus
Lineage: Eukaryota; Fungi; Ascomycota; Eurotiomycetes; Eurotiales; Aspergillaceae
Exons: 3
Coding region: 156-494 (112 amino acids)
Source: RefSeq, a predicted model, not a curated record